Molecule: messenger RNA, 2002 nt
Organism: Sesamum indicum (sesame)
Lineage: Eukaryota; Viridiplantae; Streptophyta; Magnoliopsida; Lamiales; Pedaliaceae
Source: RefSeq, a predicted model, not a curated record
UCUACGUCGUUCCCAAAGGUGCAAGUUUGUUGCACUAUGAUGGUUGCAGCCCAUGCCUUACUUAUUCUAAUGGACCACUUCUAUCUUCUUUAGUUUCAACCUGUUGGGCCUCCUUUCAGCAAUAUAUUAUAGAAAUUGAAACGCUCCUCCUCUUUGUCAACUGUUCCUGACAAAGGAUGUCCGGCCCAUUAAAACUGAGGAUUAGCUUUAAAGAACUGACCAUAUUUUAGUGCUCCCAAAUUAUUGGUUUCAUCAUUAAUCGAAAUCUAGAGAAGCCCAUUAUCGGGAUUGUAUGGUCAGAUUUCAGCUUCCAGUGCUCUCUGAGAUUCACCCGCCAAAGCCAUUGUUCUAUAAUUCAAACUCCGAAACACUGCGUCGAUGUGUGUCUCUCUUAAGCUCUGUUUCUUCGCCAAACCAACUUCUCCAGAUUCAUGCCCAGCUCAUAGUAUCUGGCCACCAUCGCAAUUCCUAUAUUACAGACAAAAUCGUCCAGUUUUGCACUUCGGAUUCACUUAGGAAGAAACAUUCAAUUGAUUUGAUAAAUCACGGCCGUUAUGCUGUUAAAUUGUCUGGAAACUUAGAAACCUUUUCAUGGAACAAUGUGAUAAGGGCCUAUGCCACUUCUCAUUUUGACUCGCAAAGAGAAGCGCUAUCAGUUUUUCUUGAUAUGCGGCGUCUGGGAGUUGGACCCAAUGAGCAUACUUUCCCUUUCCUCUUCAAGGCGUGCGCUUCACUUUUGGGCUUAAACGAGGGGCGACAGAUUCAUGGGGAUGUAGUGAAGCAUGGUUUCCUUUCCAAUGUGUAUGUUCAGAAUACUCUUAUUCACUUGUACGGAUCGUGUAAGAAGGUCUUGGAUUCAUACAAAGUGUUCGAUGAAAUGACGUAUAGAACUGUUGUUUCCUGGAACUCAAUAAUAUCGGCAAAUGUAGAAUGUUCUUGGUUUUAUGAUUCGGUUGAGCUUUUCGUUAAAAUGAGGGACAGUGGGUUUGAGCCAGAUGAGACUACGAUGGUGAUUGUGCUUUCUGCUUGUGCUGAGCUUGGUAACUUGAGCCUCGGAAAGUGGAUCCAUUCUCAAGUGCUUGAGAAGGGUAUGGUUGUGAAUUGUCAGUUGGGUACUGCUCUUGUUGACAUGUAUGGGAAAUGUGGAGAUGUUAAUUAUGCUAACUUAGUAUUUAAUAGGAUGGUUUACAGAAAUGUGUGGACUUGGAGCGCUAUGAUUCUUGGGUUUGCACAGCAUGGUGCUGCUAGAUAUGCUCUUGACCUGUUUAAAGAGAUGAGAAAUUAUUCAAUCAAGCCUAACCACGUCACUUUUCUUGGCGUUCUUUGUGCUUGUAGCCAUGCUGGUCUGGUAGAGGAUGGGAAACGUUAUUUUGAGGAGAUGGAGCAAGUGCAUGGCAUCAAGCCCAUGAUGGUACAUUUUGGUGCUAUGGUUGAUAUCUUGGGCCGGGCUGGUCGUCUUCAAGAAGCAUAUGCUUUUGUAAUGAACAUGCCAAUUGAGGCUGAUGGCAUUGUUUGGAGAGCAUUGCUCAGUGCUUGCAGUAUCCAUGAUGUUAAUGACUACUCUAGGGUGGGUGAGAAGGUAAGGCAGAGGCUAAUAGAACUAGAACCAAAGAGAAGCGGAAACUUUGUGAUGCUUGCAAACAAUUAUUCUGAAGUGGGACUGUGGGAGAAAGCAGCAGACUUGAGGAGCAGAAUGAGAGAGAGAGGCUUAAAGAAGAUAGCUGGAGAGAGUUGUCUAGAGCUAGGUCUUUCAUCUUCAUGCUAUUAGGAUCAGUUAUUACAACCAACAUCGUCCAGAUCCAGAAAUUAGGAAACUGGGAAAAGAAAUUUGUGAGGUAAAAUGUUCACUUUCUUCUCUGACAAACCUAGUUAUAAGAUUUCACAUUUUAGAAACAAACUAAGAUGUCUCCAACAAUCCAUGAAUGCAUGACCUUAUUGUAAUUCGUAAUAGUCUAGCAUUUAGCAUGCUACUCCUACCUGGAAAUUGUCCAUCAGAAAAGCU